Aphanomyces astaci is the source of this 2105-nucleotide messenger RNA. RefSeq lists its product as hypothetical. Lineage: Eukaryota; Oomycota; Saprolegniomycetes; Saprolegniales; Verrucalvaceae. Bases 28 to 1827 code for a protein of 599 amino acids. The record is from RefSeq and is a predicted model, not a curated record. Gene Ontology annotation, molecular function: protein binding. The transcript is spliced from 7 exons.
GUCGGGCAGUAGCGAAGGGACGGCACGAUGGUGAAGCCUGCGGCGCCGACCAAGCAAAAGUCGCUCGCGGACGAUGACUUGCUGAAGCUUGAGAAGAUGGAACUGUCGGAUGACGAGGAUGACUUCCAGUACACGAACGUCGACGUGAUGGACGACGACGACGACGAUGACGAGGCGGACUUCCAGACCGUGCUGCGAAACCUGAACAAGGAAAAAGACGUAUCGAGUACCGAGAAAGCGCCAUCGCCAGUGUUCAAGGGACAGAGCGGGAGUGGGGGCUCGAAUAUUCCGUCCCGCACCAUCAGCACGCAAGUGCGGCCGUCGGUCGUCGACGACUUUAUUAGGAACUUUCUCAUCAAGAUCAGUAUGCCACGCACGUUGGACGUGUUCAACACCGAAUGGUAUGAACUCAUGGCGAAAGGAAAAUUGAAGGAAGAGGACAUUGGAAUUGUCCCGGACAUUUACUUGCGCAAUCAGUCGCUGGACGACCAGGUCAAAGCACUGCGAAAACAAUUGGACGAGACCAAAAAAAUCACGGAAAAGGCAAAAGGUACAUGGGACAAGUUCCGCCAUCAACGAGACGUCCACAAGAUGCACCAUCAGCGCGUCGUGCAAGAGAAGAAUUCCCUCAUGGACAAGAUCAAGAAGUUGCGAAAGAACAUUGCUGCGUACGAGCCGUUGCUGUCCGAGUUGCGAACGAAAUACGAAGUCGCGAUGAAGGAGAAGAUGCUCAUGCGCCUCGAACGCGAUCGGUUCAUGGCCAAAACCGACGCUCUGGAAGCGCAAGUUCGAGCGCUCGAACAGAAAGACAGCAAGGGAAGCACGAGCAAGUCGUCUCCUGCGAAAUCCUCUGGGCUCAAGAAAACCAAAAAAGGCGACACGAAAUUGCCAACGGAAAACGCUCCCAAUCCCAACGCCGACAAGACGUUUGACCCCGUGCAAAUCAAACGAGUCGAACUGGUCAAGGUGUUCCAAGGCCACCAAAACUCGAUCGCAGCCGUGGCAUUUCACCCUAAGAAUCCCGUGCUCGCGACCGUCUCGGACGACGAGACGUGGAAAUUGUGGUCCAUUCCCACCUGCGAGCUCAUCAUGAGCGGCGAAGGGCACCGCGACUGGAUUGCUGGCAUUGAGUUCCACCCCCGCGGGACGCACAUCGCGACGUCGUCGGGCGACAACACGAUCAAGAUAUGGGACUUUGUCAGCGCGUCGUGCACGUUGACGCUGCAAGACCACGCACACCCGGUGUGGGAAAGUGCGUUCCACCACGACGGCGACUUUCUCGCGUCGGCGUCCAUGGAUCACACGUGCAAGCUGUGGGAUCUGAACACGGGCAAAUGCCGCAAGACAUUCCGGGGCCACGUCGACUCGGUCAACAGCGUGUGCUUCCAGCCGUACACUGUCAACAUCUGCACCGGGUCUGGGGACAAGACCAUCUCGAUUUGGGACAUUCGAUCUGGGCUGUGCGUUCAAACGUUUUACGGACAUCAAAACACGUGCAACAGCGUGGCGUUUUCGACGGCAGGGGACACGAUUGCGUCCUGCGAUGCUGACGGGUUCAUCAAGUUGUGGGACGUGCGCAUGGUGGCCGAGCGCGCGACGAUCGACGGCGGACAGCAACCCCUGAACAGCGUCGCGUUCGACAAGAGCGGGCAAGUGGUCGUGGCUGCGAGCGACGACGGCAUGAUCAAAAUGUGCAACGCAAGGACGUUCGAGUACGUGUCCGACUUGAAAGGGCACGAUGGUCCCGUCCAGUCGGUCAAGUUUGACCCCGUUGGACGGUACAUUGCGUCGGCCAGCUCGGACUGUACGUUUCGGUUGUGGACUUGACACUAGUGUUUACGAUUGGUAGUACUGCGUGUAUCCUAAUGUUGCGUAUAAAUAUGGCUUUCAACGACAGAUGCAUUGACUUGGUCCAUAUCUGCUCAGUGGUUUCCAUCGCUGUCGGUGGCCAUGUCAGGCUCGUCCAAGUACAUGGCCGCACACUCGGCUUUUGUGGUGGUACCAGCGACGUCCACGACUUCGAGGAUGUAGUCGGCGGGGGUGGCGUUCGUUCCAAUGACGUGGCGCCACCACGAAUACGACACGAACCACGUUGUGGGAAAUGG